AUGUACGACUUGUCGGCACUGGACGGGUUCACGUACCGAACCCUACUGGAGGUCACCGCUUCGGAAGAUGCUUGUGUGCUGUGGUGUCGUCAAAACGGUUGGCGCUGGCGAUGCAAGAAGAAGCCCCACGCCGACCGCCCGGUCGAAAAGAGUAUCCGCGCUGGCUCGUUCUUUGCGAAGUCGAAGUUACCACUAACGACGCUCUUGCGUCUGUUAUACGCGUGGGCUUCGCACAAGCCAGCCAAGACUGUCAUGGAUGAGGAAGGAGUGUCGACGGACACCGCAUGCAAUUGGUACAACUAUUGCCGAGAUAUUUGCUCGGCUGAAAUGCUUGCAAGCGAAAUGAAGAUUGGCGGUGAAGGACACGUCAUCGAAAUCGACGAGACGUCCUUGAAGAAGAAGUCAAAGUACGGCCGUGGUGAAGUUCACCCAGACCGUUGGCUCUUUGGGAGUGUCGAUCGGGCAACCAAGCGGUGGUUCGGCAUAUUGGUCGGUGAGGACCGUACGAAACCCACGCUCUUAGCGUUGAUCAAGAAGCACGUACUCUGA
This is a messenger RNA of Aphanomyces astaci, 549 nucleotides long. RefSeq lists its product as hypothetical. The transcript has 3 exons. Bases 1 to 549 code for a protein of 182 amino acids. Lineage: Eukaryota; Oomycota; Saprolegniomycetes; Saprolegniales; Verrucalvaceae. The record is from RefSeq and is a predicted model, not a curated record.